AUGUGGCGGGCCGCGGGUCUACGAGGCGACAAUGGGAGCGGGGAGUUCAAAUGGCAGGCCCAGAUCCCACUUGCUACAUCGGAUACUUCAAACGACGAAAUCCGCAUCCAACGUGCCGGUAUAAAAUUCAAGCAGGAAUCGGAUGAUCGCCGCGCCGUCGAGCGCCUCUGGAAAAUUCUGAUGCAGGGGUGCCUCGUGUAG
Messenger RNA from Penicillium verhagenii, 201 nucleotides. RefSeq lists its product as uncharacterized. The coding region runs from base 1 to 201 and encodes 66 amino acids. The transcript is spliced from 2 exons. The record is from RefSeq and is a predicted model, not a curated record. NCBI's taxonomy places the organism in Eukaryota, Fungi, Ascomycota, Eurotiomycetes, Eurotiales, Aspergillaceae.